Messenger RNA from Bursaphelenchus xylophilus (pine wood nematode), 1516 nucleotides. The record is from the annotation of a GenBank genome assembly. NCBI's taxonomy places the organism in Eukaryota, Metazoa, Nematoda, Chromadorea, Rhabditida, Aphelenchoididae.
AUGGCGCAGUACGACUAUCAUCCGCGAUAUGGGAUCGAGAAUUACUCCUUUGUGAUACCCAUGGAGACAUCUUUCGAUUCGGUCGCUUCAACGUUAUGGAUGCAGGAGAAUUGGCAUCAUUCAGUGUCAUUCUCGGCCCUCUACAUUAUUUCAUUGUAUGCUGGACAAAAAGUGGGUUUUGACAAUGGCAAAUGUUACCUAAAAUUAUGAUGGAUACUAUUACUUUUUGUCAUUUGAAUAAUGUUUGUGGUAUUUCUGGAAAAAUUGCAAUAUGAUAUUUUUUAGAUCAUGGAAGGGCGCAAACCAUUUCUACUUGAGGGUCCAUUGUUCUAUUGGAACCUUUUCUUGGCAAUAUUUUCACUUUUUGGUUUCAUUCGAAUGACCCCAGAAAUGUUCUGGGCUGUUGGUUCCAACUCUUUCGAAUAUUCAAUCUGCACUGCUUCAUUUGCUCAGGGAGUUACGGGCUUCUGGACUGAAAUGUUUGCCAUGUCGAAGGUGCUUGAAUUCGUGGAUACAUGGUUUAUAGUUCUGCGGAAGAAGCCACUAAUCUUCUUGCAUUGGUAUCAUCAUGUCACCGUCCUGAUCUACACAUGGCAUGCUUAUAAAGAUCACACAGCCAGUGGGCGAUGGUUCAUCUGGAUGAAUUAUGGUGUAAGUUGAGGAUAUAAAGAGUAAGGUCGUUGUGUGUGAAGGGAUGGUAAACUUGAAUCUCCGUUUUGAAAUUUGGAUGAGACAAAAAACAUGGAUUGUGAGACACGGUUGUAAAUAAGGGUUGAUUUAAUGACAUAAAUUUCUGUUAUAAAAAGUUUAAUUGGAAGUCAAAUCGUUCAAAUCGCUAGCCGAAGUAUUGAAAUUUCUUCGAGUUGCUUUCUGGAUGACUUUUCUUCCCAAGCAACCUUUAGGGGAGCACUUUCUAGGGGCGUCUGGUGUAAAUACCUUUGGUUAGUUGUUUCAAGUUAUAAUCGCUGAUAAGUUUUAAUCAAAACUUUUUAUGAGGCCAAGUAUUGCUUAACUCGGGUGCCAUUUUCAGGUCCACGCUCUCAUGUACUCGUACUACGCUCUCCGAGCAGCCCAGAUCUCAGUCCCUCGGGUCGGAGCUAUGACCGUCACCGUCCUUCAAAUUGCCCAAAUGGUGAUGGGCGUCUAUAUUGGCUACAGAGUCUUUAACAUAAAGUCCUCGGGUCGACCUUGCCAGCAGACGGACGAGAACCUCUACUUCUCUUUCACCAUCUACUUCUCAUACUUUUUAUUAUUCUGUCACUUUUUCUACAAGGCAUAUCUAAGGCCUAACAAUCGAUACAAGGCCAAAAAGGAGGAUGGUCUCACUAAUGGAGUCAAAAAUGGCGGGCUUACGAAUGGAUUAAAGAACGGCGAAAUCAAGAAUGGACUCAAAAACGGAGUGGUUAAGAAUGGAACAGCCAAUGGAGUGGAACCAGCCGCUCAAAUAAAUGAAAAACCUUUAGGCGAUCUACGAAGGACACCUCCAACCAGACGGCGCGCUCAGAAGAUCGAAUGA